This is a messenger RNA of Zophobas morio, 2686 nucleotides long. RefSeq lists its product as uncharacterized. The record is from RefSeq and is a predicted model, not a curated record. The coding region runs from base 134 to 2368 and encodes 744 amino acids. Gene Ontology annotation, molecular function: protein-folding chaperone binding. Lineage: Eukaryota; Metazoa; Arthropoda; Insecta; Coleoptera; Tenebrionidae. The transcript is spliced from 3 exons.
UUGAUUUAUUCGUAUCAACUUCUUUUUAUGGUUUAAAACUGACUAAUAAACUCCAGUGAGUCAAAUACAGAAAUUUCUUGGAAAGAAGUGGUUUAAUCUAACAGACAUUUUUAACAGAACUUUUUCCACAGAUAUGAGUGAUUUGGACGAAAUAGAAAGGAAUGUGAUAAAAUUCAACCAAAUACUAGACACAGAAAAACUUUUCAUUUUACCAUACUCAAAAGUUCUGUUAUUAGAAAUUUUUGAUGUUUACAUACAGCAAACAAGAAAAAAAGCAACAACCCAGAGAUGGCAUGCAAAGUCUACCAAACUUGGAAAUAUGAUACAAGUGGUAAAAAUAAAAUUGCAAAACCAGCCGUUGGGAAGCAUUGGAUCCGGUCCUAAAAAUCAGGAGGAAAUCCAUCGUAUAAAACAAUCUGUGAUAGAAAAUGCAAGACGAAUACAAGACAACAAAGUUGAUGUUAAAGACUACAAACAAAUUUUAAAUCACUUUAUGCAACAACUGGAGAUAAUCAACCAAAGCCCAUGGCCCCAGGAAAAAAAUAAUUAUUUUGGAUUUAUUCUACUAAAAUUAUUUCUAAAUUCCUCUGUAAAAGAGACUACAGAAGUUUUAGGCAAGCAUUCAUCUGGUGCAAAUCAAGUCGUCGGUGGUCACCUAGAAAGAAAUAAAAUGGAAAAACUUGUUACAGAAGUUGUACCUAGACAAACAUACGCACAGGACUUCGGAAAUAGUAACGAAAUUUUAAACAUCAAAGAAACACAAAUUUCAGAAAUACUCGAAACAUAUUCGUCUUUCGACGAAAAAAAACUUAAAUUAAUACAGUUAAAAGAAGAAAUAGAAAAAAUAAACACACCAAAUCAGUCAACACGUGUACGCAAAAUGGAAAUUCAAAACAGAAUAUUAGGUUUUAUCAUCGCAGAAGCCGCAGUUUAUUCAAGACAGAAACUCCGAGUCAUAGAAGACUAUCAAAAUUAUGCUCAACAUUUCGCUUUUCCGAAGACAAAUGCAAAAUUUAAAGCAAAGGCAAGCGAGAUUCGUGCAAUGGGUAGCUGUUUAGAUUGCAUUUCUGGAAACAAUUCUUUCUUUAAAACCAGAAAAAACUUUCUUCAAAGUCAAAUCGAAGUCGCGUUGGAGACUUUGAAAAAAAGAGCAGAUGAAAAUGAAAAAAUUAUGUCAGAAUUGGAAAAACUAGAAAGUAUUCGAAAAGAUAUAGCUAAAAUUCCACAAAUACCAGAAAUCGCGAUACAUGUAUUUAAUAAAUACAGACAAAGGAUUGAAGCAAUCAAAAGUUUUAGUCCUAGAAUUACUGUAAAAAGAAUGGAAGCUCUACAGAGCUUGCAUAAUUUUGAGAAUACCUUUUACGAAAAGCAGUUUAAGGAACUCUCAUCUAUAGUGGUUGAACUUACCAAAAAAUACGAAACGUUGACUGAACAAUUAUAUCAUCUAAAAGUAAACCAAAAUUUUCAGAAGGAAAAGCAUAUACUUUUGACACAACGGUCAAAGAUACGAGAGAAUAUUACAAAUAAAAGUCCAGUUGAAAAUAUUCCCGCACUGACAAAAGUUUUUGAUACGUUUUUUGAACAAUACGAUCAAAUUUUAACAAAAAUGGAGGACUUGUAUCACUGCGUCAAUUCUUUAAUAAAUACGAUUGAUCAUCUCCCACGAAACAAUGUCACAAAUUUGAAGAAAACAGAUUUGGAGGAGUGUGAGCAUAGAAUAAAUUCUCUUGAAGCAGAGAUUGCUGCACAGGAUGCAUUAGAAAUUCUACCCAACAUUAAAAAUAAACUUCUAAGUGAAAAAGUAAAAAUAAACGUAAAUCAUAUUGUCACUCAUGAAAUUAAAUGGCUUGAGCAAAAUGUUAUGGUCUCAGACACUUUUCCUACAUGCAUUGAAAAAAUUAUAGAAGUUUUCAUUGUGAAAGAAAACCUUGAAGACGUGCCUGGAGACAUUGAAGAAGUCAAUUCUCAAAAGAAAAUAGCUUUGGGAGAAAUUAAAUCUAUGUUAUGCGCCUUGAACAAGCAAGUGGCAGAAUUUGCAUUCAAGAAGACACCAUAUGAAAAUGUUUUAAAUAUUGAUAGUCAUUUCAUCAGUUUUAAACGUGAUGACUUUCCAAGUAAAGAAAAGAUUCAACACGUUAAGCAGAUUUAUUCGAACGCUAAAAAAUUUGAAGGUGAUAUUAAGUCUUAUUUGGGAACAAGAGACUCUAUCGAUUACUACAUAAUCCAUGAAAACCUGAUGCGUUUAUUAGAAGAACUCGAUCAGCUUGAGUGCGAUGAUCAAGAUUUGUUAAGAAAAACAGUUGCAACAAUGAAAUAUAUUAAGAAUUUAAAAGAAGAGUUGCAGGCUAAUGCAUUUUCCACAAAUUAAUUAUAACAUUUUGGAAUUAGAAAUUUAAUUUUAACAUUUGAUUGUAGGUAUAAAUGAGGUUGUUAAGUAAUUAAAAACUUUAAUUCAUGUCAGGUUAGUAAUAUUGUGUGGGUCUACAAACGUUUAUUUUUUAACACUUUAUACAUAAUAGUAAACAGUAUUUCGAAAACUGAACGUUUUUGUCUUUAGAAUGAGGAAUGAGCAUGUAGAUGGUCAAAAUUUAUAAGGCUUAAUAAGAUUCCCAUUAGGGGUACAAAUUAACUUAAUCUACAUAAUACAAAUAAACCAAUAAAUAAAUAAAUAAAUAAAUAAAAUAAA